AUGGCCUAUUUUGCAACAAAAUACGUUUCCAACGGGCAUUUAAAGUGUGGUAUCUGCGACAAGCGGUUCACGUACAAGAAGGCGCUGGUCACGCACCACGAGCGCUGCCACGCGAAUAUGGAGCUGCAGGUGAAGGUCGAGCCGCCUGAUAAGAUGCCUGAACAGGACAAUCCGAAUCUUCUCAGCGAGACGCGAGCACCUUCCGAAUCAGAAUCGAGCGACGAGGAAGGCGACGACAACACGUGUGAUAUAUGCGAGAAACAUUUCUCAUACAAGCGGCUGCUACUGCAACACAAGCGCACCAAACAUAACCUGAGCUCGGGGACCAAGCGAGCCAAGAUCACGCUCAAAGACUGUUCUGUGAGGUGCCUCAUUUGUGACUUGGAAAUGAAAGUCAGCGCCAUCAACGAGCACAACCAGAAGCACAUCUCUGUGAACAUCAAGCCGCGCAACGUUUACACGUGCGCCGAGUGCCAGGACAAGUUCAAGAGCUGCAGCGCGCUGGCCGGACACAUCAAGUUCGUGCACAGAUUAAAACAGCCGCGAGCGCCGAAAGCACCGCGUGCCCUUGAGGGCGGUUCGGAGUUGGCGGAUUUUUGCGAGGUCGUUGUGACUAAGGCGGAACCCCUGGACGCGCUCCAGGAUCACAACGACCCCGGAGCAGUUCCGCCCAGUGUCAGCGCCGCCGGGUUUACCUGCCCGCUGUGUACUAAACGAAUGCCCACGCUGUUGGCUCUCAAGCGACAUGUGAAUUGGCAUACAUAUCGUGGCAAGGAUUUGGAGAAGAAUAUUGAGUGCGCCGUGUGCAAAGAGACCUUCCGUUUCCAAUGCCACUACAAGUUACACAUGCGCGGGCACUACCGGGACCCGAACCUGGACCCGGUGCACCUCACGUGCCCCAUCUGCAACCGCAAGAGCAAGCAUCUAAGGGCAGCUCAGAUGCACAUGAACUACCACAAGCAGACGCGCUUCAACACCGCCGACUACCAGUGCUCGAUCUGCAAGCGAGUCUUCCAGCAUCGGAAGGUGUACCUCUCGCACAUGGCUAUCCACUUCAAGCGCGGCGAGAGCGGUCAGAACACCAUCGUCGGUGACGUCACGCCCAACAACGCCGACAAGACGCGCUUCGACGGCACCAACACCUGCCACCUCUGCGGAAAGGUCUGCGACUCCGAAAAUUCGCUCAAGCACCACGUGCGAUGGCACAACUCCAAGUCUUCCUUGUACGGAGCACGCCACGAGUGCCAGUUCUGCCAAUUAGUCUUCACAAACAAGCGCCGUCUAGAAAUCCAUAUAAGAUCACAUUACGAGGACGACAACGGACCCUUCAAGUGCACUAUUUGUGGUAAAGGAUACAUCGACGAGGAAUACUUUCGGAGACACGUUAAAGGACACAACUUCGACCACCAGUCACAUAAGGAUAGAAUCGAUAAGUUAAGAAAGGAUAAAGUCAAGUGCCCGAUCUGCGCUCGCUUCUAUCCAGACCUGAUCCAUUUGAUACGUCAUCUGAGACGCACCCAUCCUGAGAGCAAAAUGAUCAAGACCGACCCUGAUGCGCCGGCGCCGGUCUACUUUUCCUGCAAGCUGUGCGCCAAAGUGUUUCUCGACGAGCGCCGCUUCCAAAAACACGAGGAGGCCCACAUGAGAAAGCCGCAGUUCUUCAAAUGCAAAUUCUGCGGAAAAAACACCAUCUCGAUGAAAACCCACAACCUUCACAUCAAGGGUCACCUAACCCAGAAGUACCUAGACGAACCGCUGAAGUGCAUGCACUGCGACGAAAAGUUCUACAAGGGCUACCAUUUGCACCACCAUUUGAGGGACGCGCACCAGAUCAAUGAAACGUGGAUCGCCGAGCGCACCGAGCCCACUCUUAGCGGGCCUUUGAAAGAGUUCCAGUGCUCAGUUUGCUUGAAGGUGCUCGCCAGCAAAGGAAACUUCGAACGGCACAUCGACUACCACAAUACCCUGCGCUGCAACUAUUGCUUCGACUACUUCAGCACCAUCCGCUUCCUGGAAGGCCAUCUGGCCUUCAGCUGCGACAAGAAGAAGCUCCUCGGGGACACCGAACCGCAUCUAAGGAGGAUCAAGUGCCACGUCUGCUACAAAGCCUUCCACUUGCAGGUCAAACUGGACUGUCAUUUGCAGACGCGACACGGGAUCAAAGUGAAUAAAGAAGCGUCGAGCGGGAAAAAGGAGUUCGUCUGCGAUUUCUGCUUCCGCGUAUUCGAGAAUGAGGACUCGCUGACCGGGCAUAAGGUCUACCACCGAACCAUCGGCUACUACGGCUGCAUCUACUGCAAGCGCAAGUUCAACACGCUGACUUUGUACCGCAAGCACAAGAACCACCACUUCUCCCAGCUUAACGUCGACAACCCUACCAAGUGCGAGCACUGCGACGAGACUUUCGUCGCCUUCCGCGAGAUGAUCUACCACAUGCGGGACGUCCAUAACGACGACAAGGAGUGGAUCGUCAUGCCUAAAGACUCUAUAGAAGAGACGUGCCCGAUAUGCAACAAAGUGUUUUUCAAUCUACACAGACACUUAGAAUACCACGAGGAGAACAAGUGCAAGAAAUGCAACGAAUACUUCUACUCGCGCGCCGAUUACGACAACCACUUAUGCUCGAUCGAAAGCGACGACGAGGAGGCCGGCCCGAGCGAGAAUAGCUCGCUUCCGGCGUAUGAAGAGUGCGAGUUCUGCUUCAAGCCGAUCACGAGAAAAUCCUCGAAACGGAAGCACGACAUCAUCCACCGCGGCUCCGGCUCGAUCUCCUGUCGCUUCUGCCCGCUCAAGUUCAAGACCAUAGACGCGUUUAACAUCCACGCGUUCUCGCACCGCAGCAGAAAGUACAAUAAGCGGCCGAUUAAAUGUCGGAAGUGCGGCGAGAAGUUUGUCAAGUACGGGCCUUUCAUGAAGCACAUGAAAAACGUGCACAAAUCCACGAAGAAGAUUCACUAUCGUGCCAUUGUGAAGCCAGAAAGAUGCGUCGUUUGCGGAGGAGACUUUCCCAAUCUACACAAUCACUACCGCGCGCAUUUACUCAACCAAUGCCAGCUCUGUGGCAAGUACUUUUCGUCCUCAAGACUGUUUUCAAAACACCGCUGCGACCAGGAAGACGCCGAUCCCUCUAAAGUGUUUAUCUGCGACAAGAACCUCGACGCGCUCAUCAACUCAUACGUCCCUAAAGACUUGAAGGACGACGAGAAGUUCUACGGGGGUUCCGAAGACGAGGAUGAGGAAGAACCGACUGAACCGCCAGUUGUUUCAGAGACGAAGGAACUGAAAGCGUCGAUGUCUCAAGACGAGGAUAGUCAGGCUGCCGACAUGACAUUCUCGCAGGACGAAGCCAGCCAGGAAGAGAAAGAAUUCACUCAAGAGGAGCGGGAACUUCACCAGAUGGUAUCUUCGCCGAUCAUAUCCGACGUGUUAUCGUUGUAUCAGCAGACCCAAAGCACAGAAGACCGCAAGCAGAUCGUUAACGAGAAGGAUAUUGUCUCGCUGAUCGACGACGAUUCGUUGGACAUGGACGUCGUCAGUAUUCCUGUAAUUACGAUUGAUUAACUCGAGGAAAAGUGGUCACAUGAGACCGCGGUAACAAUUGAAGUCUAUUGUGUCUCGAUUCUCUGGUAUAAAUGGAUAAUUUAUCCAUGAGUGCACACGCACAUUACAAUAAUGACGCUCGGAUUGCUCGGAUCAAACUCCCCGCACCACGCGCUUUCCUCGACCGAAAAGUGUUGAUGAAACGAUCUAUACUUGAUAGGUUAAUCGAUUAUUCGGAAUCUAAAUCGGACUUGUCGACGAUCAUCGAUGGAAAUAAUCGAGCUGAAAUAUUUAGGCAGCAUGGAUUAGUACGGAACAGAUGUACUGGAUGGAAAGCAUUAUUAUGUAACGUGUCGUUGCACUAACGCAAUUAGUAAAACUGAUUUUAACACUAUAGGUUUUAUAGGCCACAUUUGAUUAGUAACUACCUUCAAAAAGGAUUAUGCAAACCAAUCAUGGUUAAGUAUGAUUAUGAAUGAAUGAUUUUGAAUUGAUAAGAUUAGAUACUAUGACAGCUUAAUCGUCAAUACCCUUUUUUAUAUGAUAUCAUGUAAAGAUUUAUGUAAUACAGAUUCAUGAUUGACACUAAAUUAUAUGACACAAGUAUUUAAAAUGAGAAGGCUCUAUUUUUUAGAAAAUUAUUAGAUUAGGAUGUAUGGUGUUAAGUGUAGGAAUCUAAAAAAAAUAUGUCUUUAAAUGUCGCACUUUAAAAAUUAUACAUUUGGAAUGUUAAUCCACUAUAAUGUUAAUGCUACCAUUCGUAGAUUCUAUGUACUGUAUUUUAAAUAGGUGUUGUGUCAGUUGUUUAUUUUUGUUUAUUAAUAUUGUAAUCAAGUGAGUGGCAAUGGGUAUAGUAUUUAGCUGUUUUUGACUCUAGAUUAUAACUGUUAUUAUUGAUUUUGUCGAUAUCUUUUUUCUAGAUCUACGGAACCUCUCACCAGCUAUUGGGCUGCCAUAUUUAUUGUAAAUAUAUUUUACGCCAUAGUAUGUAUUUAGGAUUCGGUAUGUACACUCGCGGUCUAGUUUUACCGCGGUACGGGGUUAUUUUGUGAGGUGUUCUUAGAUUAUAAUGUUAUUAUAUCGUCACUCCACUAUAAUGAUUGACAAUGAUUUUAUAGAUCACUAGUAAUUUUUGGCGUACAAAAUAAUAUUCACGUUAUCUCUUCCAGCUGUAAAAUAUGCCUGUGUUUAAGUGUGGGUUCACCAACAGCACGGUAAAUCGUAAAGCAAGUUUAGUUCUAACGUAACAUCACAGUUUUCCAAUAGUGUUUAAUAUUUUAAUACCACUUUAAGGUGCCUGUAUUCAUAUAGAGAAGAAAAUUAAAUAUCAUUGCAACCAUAGACAAAUAUAGAAAUAUACAUAGUUUAGCAUUUCUAGUUUCAUUAUGUAGACACAUACAUAUUUUUACAAUAAAUUUUGCUAAUAGUUAAUAAGUUAUUAAACUGCAAUUACUCAAAUAUUAGAAAUAUUUAUCUAAUGUAACUUUAACUUGGAAAAAAAUAGGAUUUUUAAUGUCAUGUCUUGUAUGAAUGCGAUAGAUUUUUUAUUGCAUUGUAUUUGUCGCGUGUAGGUAGGCCACGGCACAUCAAGAUAAACACUGGCAUCUUAAGUAGUUUACUAAGUGAUAUUUUGCAGUUAAAAUUGUAUAGUAUAGUCUAAUGUGCUGUCGACUACAAGUUAUGUACUUUCUGAAAUGUUUUAUUAUCGCGUACUGGAUACAAGUGUGUAUGUUUUGCAAUAUUAGCAAGCUGUAUUCGUUCGGACGAGGCUAGGGCGACGAAAUGAUGUAGUUUUAAAUUUAAUCAGUAAAGUGGCAUCUUAUACAGAACAACAAUAAGAAUAGGUCGCGCAGCAAGAGUCGAGGCGAUCAAUGCAUGCAAAGAUUUAUGUCUAGAUGUGCCCGGCGGUAAAAUGUAGCCUAUACAGACUCACAAACAUAGGAUUACUAGCUGACCCGGCGAACUUUGUUCCGCCUUAAUGGAAAUAAAUAAGCAGACUUUUUUUUAUUUCGAACGGGAUAAAAAGUAUCCUAUGUCCUUCUCCUGGCUCUAAACUACCUCCCUGACAAUUUUCAGCUAAAUCGGUUCAGCCGUUCUUGAGUUAUAAGUGGAGUAACUAACACGACUUUCUUUUAUAAUUAUUGAAUUUGUGUUUUGUGUUCUGUAUUGUGUUCGCCUCAACUUUCGCUGCGCGAUCUAUAGGAAUUAUAUUUUGUUCAUUUGAGAGCUGUUUUGACAUUUUACUGACUCACCAUAAGAACUGGAAAAAAAAUUCAUUUGAUUUGAUGUUAGCUUUACAAUAUUCAUAUCUUUGUGCUAAUAGCUUAUCAGAAUUCAGUCUUUAAAACUAUGUCAGAAAAUAAAUUUUUUAUUGCGAAUGAAAAUAAAAAGAUACAGACAAGCGGGAAUUAUUAUAUGAUUUGGAAGGAAUUAAACAGUUUUAAAGACUGAACAAUCUCGGUUUAAAAGUAUUUUUAAAGAAAUAGUAGUAUUUGUGACUGGUGUAUCAUUCCGAAGAGUCGCGUUGAUUGUGAUUGCCAAAAAUGGAUGUUUAAGUUUGAAUUAUAACUGAAUAUUAGUUAGAUUUAGCGUGACUAAGGUAAAGUAGGUUUAAUGGUUCUUUUGUAAAUGUUUCAUGUAUGAGUAGGUAGUCGCAUUACUAUAUUACGUGACGCAGUUAUUUUAUUGAGUGUCCUAAGCUGAUAGACAGAAAACAAGAAGGUCAGUAUCAGUAUAAAAUAUGCUUCAAGGGUCUUAUGAUUAUGAAUUCACUAAAUACCUUUAUGAAUGUGUUGAGUGACCUAACAUUUUCUGUCUCUGAGCCUAUCACAAGUUAUCUUUUGUUUUCAGAAUGUUAUAUUUGUUUUAUUUUUUCUUACAAAUUAUGUAUGUCUUCGACUUCAAAGAAUUUUAAUCUUUUUAUCCUGAAAAUGUUAAAAUAAAUAGAUUAUACCAAUCUGUAUGAUUUUAUUCAGUCAUUAGCACCUAAGAAUAUUGAGGUAAAAUAAAACACUUAACUAAUUUUAGAAAUGAUCAUUUUUAUUUGUCAACAUAGUGUUACAGGUGGUAUUAACAUGUAUUGUUAGUCAAAUCGCGCUCGUACACCUCACUUCGAUAACAUUCAAAUAGAAAAUAAAUUCAAUAUUAUAAAAAUAGCUUUGCGCCUUUUUACAAUAUACACAGUUGUGUGCUUAUUAAUUACAAGUGCUGGUUAAGGCUGAGAGUAUGACCACAAUGCGGGUAGCUCUGUUGAGCGAACGACUAUGAGUUAUAACAGCGUCUUAAUGUAGUGCCUAUAUGUAUCUUUUUUUCGGGCUUACCCCAUGAACAGAAUAUAAGAGUAGGGGAGAGAUCCGAAAAGUACCUUACAAAUGCGCGACUCAGUCCACGCUAAAUUUGUGGCUGCUACCGGCGAUCGAAUUGGUUUCAAAGUCCGCUCAACAUGAGUUUCCGAAAACAUUUACCUACAUUAUGGGAUAUUGCGAAACGAUAAAUGCGUAAAUAGGACAGUCUUAAGUGUAAUGAUGAAAACGCCUAAGCGGAAGUUAGUGUAGUCCAAUCGCAUGAUUAAAAAGCAGGCUCCCUCAGCACUACAGAAGUUACGAGCAAAAUAAUAAAAUAGACAACUCAACAUCAUCAGCAUCACUUAGUUAUUUAUUGAUACGUUAAGUCUAUCGCAAAAAAAUUGCGCUGACGAGUGAAGAAGCUCAAGCUGUAUAUCCACUAGGGGACAAGUCCCAGACACGUGGCUUAUUCCACUAUUCUCCGUUGACAAUCCCCGUUUAUUAGGAUUUUAUUUUUAACGUAACGUAACGAACAAAAAGUUCACUAAUUCCCGUUGACGGGGAUUGUCAACGGGGAAUAGUGGAAUAAGCUAGACACAUGACGUUUCUCUUGGCCCGAGUUCACUUGAACGUGUCAACAAUACUUUUUCCACAGUGAAUACAAGGCCUAAUGCUAUGUAGAAAUCACAAUCGUAAACCUUACAUGGAUCUAUAUGAAACCUAACUAAAUAUGAUUAAAUUUAAACGCUUUAGAAUCACCAUGGGUUCUUCUCAGUCAUUUUACCUAAUUUAUAUUAUAUACACAUAUACAGAAAAAUAUUAAGAUAUACACGUCAUACCAUAUAGCUUAACGAAUGUCCCAUUAACAUUGUCACAUAAAAUAUAAAUAAUAAUAUUUGUUAUUUUAAUAAUUAUUGUUAAAAUAAUUUUCGUGGUUACAUUAUGCACAAAACCUAAACGUAAAACAUUUUUUUUUGCUUAGAAGCAUAUAACGUACCUAAGAAUUAAAAGGAAAUUAUUAUGCGUUAUAAAUGACACUUUCUCUCAAAAAAUACUCAUCGACUCCGUACCUACUAUAAAAAUUGACCAACAUAGUGAAAUAUAAUAUUCUAAGGGGAAAUACUAAUUUGGUCAGAUUCCAUUUGGAGUGUACGGUAAACUAACAAAAAAUACUAUAAACCAAAAUACUGAAUUGUAAUGAAAUAAUACCAAGUAGAUUCACAAUGUGCGGCUCAUCACACACACACAAAAUCGUACCUUUAAAAGUGAAACAACAGUUUUUGAUCAAAGUUUCACUGCGUACGAAAAUAAGACACCGAAUAGUACUCUACUCUUCUGAUGUGAACACUGAAGGCUCGAUUAAUUAAAAUGUCCCGAUCUUAUAAUAUAGACUAAGCAAAGAUACUGUCGAAAUGAUUUUCUGUACUAUCUUAUAUCCGAUGUAGACACCUCUCGCUCCCACAAAAUACCGAGUGAACGAGCGGCAGCUAUUACUAUAGAUUACUCUUAAAUUCGAAUCGCGAUUCGAUGAGUGCUAAGCCUUCACUUGGUUUAUUCAUCUGAUAUGGUUCUUUAGUGCUGUAACUGCGACACAGCACCUUGACUAGUACAUCCCUACACAUUUUACACGAGGCACUGAACACUAGUACUAACACAUUGGCACACCAAUCACUCAUUUUUACACACUAAUCGUAUUACAAAUGACAGCGUGGGCAGUUUCAAAAUAAUAGAAAUUGUAUGCAAUAUACAUAACCGGCCAGACAGAAAUUAUUAGGCCUUAAAAAGAUGCGUUGUCAUUUGUAAUAUUAUCAGAAACACUCCGUUGUAAACUGGGGGACUAUUCCGCAAACGGACUUUAAUAAAUUUGCCCUAAACGACUCUCACUCAUGCCACCUUUAAAUGGUGAGCGAACGGGUAUAAUCUAAUAUAGCGAAAUGUUUUUGCGGAAUAGAGCCCCAGUUUCUAUUUACAUUUUAAACUCUUGUAUGACACUUUUGGUACGUUCACGUUUUUAUUAAAAAAACAUUGGUGUGCGUUCAUGACAUAAACAACUGUAUCAAACAGUUACUAUUUUAAAUAAAAAAAACGUAAGUCUUUGCCACAGGGUAGAAACGCGUGGCGUGACCAUAGUCCAUAAAACUAUCUGUUAUUUCAACUAAUUAAAUGUUACAUAACUUAUUCAUAAUUCACAUAUCAAUCCUGGUGUAAUUUGAUCACGUGUUUAAAUAUAAUCAACUUAAAUAUACACAUACUUAAAUAAGUUAAACUAUAAUUAAAAAGAUAAAAACUAUACAUCGUUUCACUUUAGCGAAAUCAUAAAUCAUCAACUUAUUUAUCGGUCACAAAAAUAUUGUGACAGUUAUUUGAAGACUAAUGAUAUUUUAUUGGAGUUGUAAAUGGCUAUAAAUGAGAUAUACGCCCGUAUUCACAAACAAUGCUUGCAUAAGUGAAGCAGCCGUCGCAAUCGAACGCACAGCGUUGAAUAGAGCUCUAUAAUUGGUUCGUCACCUGUGCGUCCACGCGCACAGUGAGACCUCAUAGUAAUGUUUGUGAAUACGGGCGAUAAACCCGAUUAUUGGCGCAUGUAUUAAGUAGUUAACUAGGUGUAAGUUUUCUAUAGUCUCUCUUUUAACUGUGCACUAAAGUAACUGGCACUAUAAAAUAGUUAUCAAUUAUUGAGCAGCCGUUGAAAAACUGUCUCAAAUAAUUAAUUGAUCUGUGGUACGUUUGUUCAAUGAGGACUUUUAUAUUUAUGACGCCAGCUGGCGCCACUGGCGAAUAAGGUCCUGUCACUUGCUAAUGUAUAUGACAGUGGCGCCACGUGGUGAGCGUUUAAGGCUUGGGCAGACCAAACGCGGGGCAGUAGCAGCGCAGUUUGAAUGCGGGCCCGCACAAGUUGUAAUACAAGAAACUCUUUGAAGUGUGUCACACCAAAUUUGAACGCGGGCCCGCGCUCCAUCCGCGCCGCACUGCAACUGCCGAACGACAAACGAGGCGGCGCGGGUGCGGGACAGAAGCGGCGCGCGCGCGGGCCCGCGCUGUUGUAUUACUAUGGCGGCCAUAUUAGCAUGACACACCAGAGGCAGGGCGGUAGCAGAGCGUUGAAAGCGGUUUUCGAAUAUUGAAUUUUUGACAAACGCCCGCGUUGCAACUGCUUUGAAACUGCGCUGCCUUCAGUGUGCCUGCUGCCGCGCUGCAACUGACCCGCACUGCUUCUGACCCGCCUUUGGUCUGUGGAAGCCUUUAUCCUAAGAGGACUAUCGUAUUUGCACUCACCACUUUGGCGACUCUGUUAUUGUUCUACUUCUCGACAGUGGCGCCAACUGGUGAGCGCAAAUAUGAAGGCCCUUCAUUACUCUGCGAUGGAAACUUGUGCUAAGUAACGAACUAGUGUUUUGAUCACAUCAAAACUUUAGUAUUCUAAUUAUCUCGGGUGCAGUGGGACUACUGACGUUCAUUUAUAUUUAUGAGCUUGUGUUGAGCAAUGUUAAAUUUUCAGAAUUUGAGCUAUUUAUAUUUUUAAUAUUCAUUUUUUUUGCAAAAAAAAUCUGUAGAAUAUUUUUUACGCAACAUUACGCUCAUUGUUAACAAAUUUAUAUGUCCAGUAUUUUAAAACCAUCGUAAGUAGGUCAAUAUUAUGGCCAUAGACUAAUUGCUUAAGUGUAAAAUGGAAGACAAUGAUAAGAUAACUACUUUCUAGAAUAACAUAACAAGCUUAAUAAAAUAUCAGAAAUAAUAAAAUCAUAAAUUACUUGAUGCCUAUGGCCAUAAUAUCACUUUUCAUAAAGAUAAUAACAAAAAUAAGUAGUUCGUCGUAAAUAUUGGGAGCAUUUUGCACAGUUAUAAUUUAUGGCGUUGCAUCAUUAAUUUAAAUUUUGCUUUCUUUUAAAUACACGAAUAAAUAAUAGACAUCCCAAACACUGAAAUACAGCAUAAUUACUGUAUUACCUUCUGGUUUAAACAAGCUGUGAUUGUGGUUAUGGUAGAGCAGUAGAUACAUUGACUUUUUUCACAUCUAGAGUGCUUGACUGGGUUCAACCAUUUACGGUGUGCAGAAACCCUAUUCUCAGCAGAACCAGCUGCAUCUAUUGCUCGUCUGAUGUCCCGGUAGGUAGUUACUGUUUACUCAUUUGUAAUACGCAUGCGGGUUCAACUAUUUAACUAUUGAGUCCGCACUACGGUUUUUCCCGCAAGCGGUAAAUCGCCAAACCUCGAGACCGCACGAAACGUAUAGGUGAAAAAAAGCCGCAGUUCGUACGCUUGCAUUAGUUUUACUUGGUUAUAAAAUCACAAGGUUAAAAACCGCGGCGGUUUAGGGUGGAUUCGACCAAACAAGAGUAAAGGACAAUGACCAAAAGUGGUCCAAAUGUCCACCACUAAUGAGACCUAUUUGGGCUUAUAGUCCAUUAAAUAGAGAUUAACUUUCAGUAUGCGACGAAAAAAAAAUAAGCCGUCAGUAAAAAGUUACGACUGUUUAAAAAAUUGUAGUAGUUUACGCGCUAAUCACAGGAACUACUGGUCCGAUUUGAAAAAUUAUUUUUGUUAUGGAUAGCCCAUUUAUCAAGGAUGGUUUUAGGAUAAAUAACAUCACCCUACAACCAAUAGGGGCGGAGCAGUAAAGACAAAUGU
Messenger RNA from Ostrinia nubilalis (European corn borer), 11453 nucleotides. Its product is annotated as zinc finger protein 728-like. The transcript is spliced from 6 exons. Gene Ontology annotation, biological process: regulation of transcription by RNA polymerase II. The record is from RefSeq and is a predicted model, not a curated record. Gene Ontology annotation, molecular function: chromatin insulator sequence binding. NCBI's taxonomy places the organism in Eukaryota, Metazoa, Arthropoda, Insecta, Lepidoptera, Crambidae. The coding region runs from base 1 to 3561 and encodes 1186 amino acids. Gene Ontology annotation, cellular component: chromosome.